Messenger RNA from Protomyces lactucae-debilis, 1110 nucleotides. RefSeq lists its product as uncharacterized. Lineage: Eukaryota; Fungi; Ascomycota; Taphrinomycetes; Taphrinales; Protomycetaceae. The record is from RefSeq and is a predicted model, not a curated record. The coding region runs from base 214 to 1029 and encodes 271 amino acids. The transcript has 2 exons.
GGUAUGGCCUGCCUGUUCGUCCAGCUUGAGGAUGAGCUGCUUGACUGUCGGAUCGCACUCGAUGAGGACGCCUGCCUGCGCUCUCGGCAUCUUGGUGGUCCGGGGGCAAAGUCGCGCAAGAGCAGAGGCGACGACAAGUGCAGACUGCUACAGACACGCACCCCGGGACUCACUUGACUUGCUCCUGUCGCUGCCAUCCAGCCAGACUGCCGCAUGGCAGACCUCAGCAGCCUCAACAGUCUACUCUGGCAAGUCCCCGACCAACAAGCAGCAGCAAAGGAGACACCCACGCCACAACGCUCCUCUGGCACGCGCACCUUAAGCUUGCAUUCUGGCGCUGCAUACUCUUCAGCGACGCCUGCUGCAGACGCAUCGUUUUCCGGCACACGCACAACUAAAUGGCCAUAUAGCAGUCCUCGCGUGAGUGUCAGGCUCAGUUCUGCAAAACCAUUCAAUGCUACGAGCACAUUCACACCAGCUGCACCGAGCGCAUCGCUUGGGCUCGCAGCGCUUCCGAAAGCAUCACAAUCAUUGGAUCAAGAUGAUGGAGAUGGUAUGAGUUCUGCAGGCAGUACAGCACUCCGAUUCAUUGCACUCAUUGUGAUUGCCAUUGCAGCUGUCGUCUUUCUCUGCUUGCUUCUACGCAGACGUCGCAGAAAGGCCAGCAAAACGGCUAGAGAACGGCGGUCUGUCACGGCACUGCGCAGAGAUGUUGAAUUGGGCAGGUGGCGGAUACCGCUACUACGACAUGCGGGGAUUGGCACGGUCUCACAGGUGGUCAAGGAAGAUUUGCCGCAGUAUGAGGGGAAAGCGCCUGCGUAUCCAGAAUCAGUGCAGGCGCGAGAGGACGAUGGUAGGGAGAGUUUCAUGUCUCGGGCGAGUUCACAUUCAACAGCUUCUCUUCAGAGUAGCCAUCAGACACGAGGUGUCGAGACAUAUGGGCCACGCUGGGCGGGCGCCCAGUCGAUGGAGGCAGUCGCACUCUCUGGCUUGCAGCAUUCAGACACAGACUCGUUGGCGUCUCGAUGACGAGGGGAAUUGGCAUAUGACUUUAGCGCUUGGCAAAUGUGAUUUGGGUAGAACUCUUGAAAUUCUCCUCUUCGACUAAAU